Sus scrofa (pig) is the source of this 2706-nucleotide messenger RNA. It is a transcript of the gene CNIH3, whose product is annotated as cornichon family AMPA receptor auxiliary protein 3. NCBI's taxonomy places the organism in Eukaryota, Metazoa, Chordata, Mammalia, Artiodactyla, Suidae. The record is from RefSeq and is a predicted model, not a curated record. Gene Ontology annotation, biological process: vesicle-mediated transport.
UCCGCGGGGGCGGGGAGGCUCCGCCGGUGUCCGAGUCGGAGGAGGAGGAAGCGGAGGCCAGAGUUUCCUCGCCGAGAGAGGCCGUGCUGCUGCCUAAUGGAGUCCAGGCGCUCGCGUCACAGGAAAUGCCUAUACUGCCCUCCUCACUCACUUCCGGUGGCAGGGUGAACAUGUGCUCAAGUACACACAUGGACCACGGCCGAGGGUUAUGCAACGAGAUCUUCCAAGUACGGCUGGCUCACACACAAGGCCCUGAUGUGGCAACUUCAGCUCUCAUCGCAGGAGCCCUGCUGUACUUGUUGGGAGUGUUUACGUCUAUCAUGUGGUCUGAAGGAUGUCAGACCCUGAGAUGCCAUAUCCAGACCUUGCGAGGAGCCCACAUGACCCAGGGACCCUGGUCUUGGAGCUGGAUAAUUGCCUUUGAUGAGUUAAGGACGGAUUUUAAGAGCCCCAUCGACCAGUGUAACCCUGUUCAUGCGAGGGAACGCCUGAGGAACAUUGAGCGCAUCUGCUUCCUUCUACGAAAGCUGGUGCUGCCGGAAUACUCCAUCCACAGCCUCUUUUGCAUCAUGUUCCUGUGUGCUCAGGAGUGGCUCACCCUGGGGCUGAACGUCCCUCUGCUUUUCUACCACUUCUGGAGGUAUUUCCACUGUCCAGCAGACAGCUCUGAGCUCGCCUACGACCCGCCCGUGGUCAUGAACGCGGACACCUUGAGUUACUGUCAAGAGGCCUGGUGUAAGCUGGCCUUUUAUCUCCUCUCCUUCUUCUACUACCUUUACUGCAUGAUCUACACUUUAGUGAGCUCCUAACUCGGAGACCACGCACAUCCUCAGAGACUGGGAUGGGAGAGGCUUGAGAUGGAGAAGUCCGCUUCUACGGGUGGCUGGAGAGGGGACCAGUGUGGGGUUGUGACUGAAGGAGAUGGGCAGCCACUCUGAAUGGGGAGCCGGAAGCACGCAGCAGCCAGCGGCCAAGUCAGCCCUCCGUGCGCAUGUGUUGCGGCCCUGUGCGUCUGUCUUUGCUGUUCACACCCCACACCCGGGCCGUUGAUCCCUUCAGCUGGCCCGAGGGGUUACGAAACACGAACCUCUCCUGAGCAAGAAUGGAGAAUCGCUGCUUUCUGAAUCCACUUCAUCGAACGGCUCCCUGCAAGUUCACACUGCAUUGCUGGACUGUGGCGUGGCGGCUGGAAGGCUGGAAGGUGCCUGCUUGGGAAGGGCGGACCCAGCGUCAAGGCUGAGUGUCUGUGGGAUGGACUGAAGGCCUCUAGGACAUCAUGAGCUACUGAGACCCCUGCCUUUCUUCCAAGUCCUAGCCAUCCCCUUCACUUCCAAGGGAAGGGCCUGGAAGGUGUGCAGAUUUGCAUGGGGCAACAUCCAGCCCUGAGCCUGCUGGGGUGUCUGUUUCCCCACUCUGUUUUGUGAGAGCCCAGCUUAGGGAAUUUAGUGACCUCAGGAGCAGAGUUGGGAGCCGUAUGUUGGUACAGAGUUAUGGCCGAAGUGACGCGUGGGUGGGGGGGUGGGCAGGGGAGGUUUGGGGGGGAUCGUGGAAAAGAAGUGAUUUUUUAAGGCAUUUAUGACAUGUUCCCAGUGUUAGUUCUUCACCACCACAAACUGUAUUCUUCUGUUUCAUCCCAAACCACAGAGUCGUUGAAUGCGAAUCCAUUGGUCAAAGCUCCUGGCUUCUAAGGCUCUCCAAACAGUUCGGAGACCAGAAAAGGCUGGAGUGGCAACUCUGUACUAGGGGCAUUGGGCCGUUGAGCAGUGAGACAACGUGAUUCUAGCUUCAUUUCUGAUGCUGCAUCAUUCGUGCUGUUCAGUUCAGCGUGAGGACGUUAGCACAUUUAGAAUUUUCCAUUCAAGGUGUAAGGGGAUUGUAAAUAAUGACAAGGCUGAGAUUGUUAUUAUGUUUAAAUUGGGCACCAUGAUCUUGACCUUACUCCCCGAACGUCCCCUCUUUUCUUCUGUUUGACACACACAGGCUAUUUAUACAUGUACCAGCUUCCAGCUGAAGUCGGUGACUCAGGUUUAUGAAUGGUGUUUGUGUCACACGUGUGCUAUCUUUAAAACGCUGCAGCCACUUCAGUGUCUCGCCUACCUGGCUGUCUCAUUGAAACCCAUGACAGGCUGGCUUCCUCCCCAGAGGGAUGGUAAGCUGGGAGGUAGAAAAGCAACGUUUCAAAAAGGCAUUUUGCAUCGAAAAAUUCUACGGAAAACAAAAUACAGACUUCCACUUUGAAGCUGAAGGAUAGAACCGGAGGAUUCGAGGGAAAAUUUCGGGGAGCAGGCUUCCCCUUGGCCAAUACCCAUUGCCCUGGGCUGAGUAACUGUGGUAGAGGUGGUGCGUUUCCUGUAGGGCAGGCUGGCCUUAUCUCUGUAUCCAUCCCUGAAAUGACCAGCUACCUUCAUGUGGAGAAACUAGCCCAUGGGUUUGCAGACAGCGAGUCUAACCCCACCGUCAUUUUGCAGGUACAGUGGACGGUCCGUGUUUCUUCUCACCACAGAGCUGCUGUCUGUUUUGAUACUUUGCCUCCCUCCAAAAAGAUGUGAAGUGGCUUAUAAUAGCAGACACAAGGAAGCAAAGAUGGUGAAAAGGAAACAGGAAAUUCAAACUCAUACAUCAGGAGGACACAGAGAUGCCCGCUUCCUAAAGUACUCUCUUUGCUAUGAUUGGCAUUAAAUUGGAUAUCAUUUCUCUUAGCAGUAA